Molecule: messenger RNA, 936 nt
Organism: Penicillium subrubescens
Lineage: Eukaryota; Fungi; Ascomycota; Eurotiomycetes; Eurotiales; Aspergillaceae
Product: DUF3431 domain-containing protein
Exons: 3
Coding region: 1-936 (311 amino acids)
Source: RefSeq, a predicted model, not a curated record
AUGAGACUAUCACUUCGAGUCGGUUCGGCCGCCGCGCUCAUUAUUGUCGCCCUCAUCCUCCUCAGCCGUCGUCUAGGCGCUCCCGAAUCACCCAAGGACUUCUGGCGCUUCGAUACUUCAUCCUUCCGCGCCGCUCUACGACCAAAACCCGCGCAAGAUGUUGGACGCCGGAAAUGGGGCAUUGGAACAGGCCACUCGGCCGUCUUAACUUAUCAAACUUCCGCCAUUGAAAUCCCCAAUGAGGGUAUCAUUGUCAUGGGCAAACUUCGCGAGGAGGACACUGCAUGGGUAUCCGCAGAAUUGGCUGAAUGGCGCAAUUUCGUCUACACCGUUGACGACACCAACGCGCCCGCACACACCCCCAAGAAUAAGGGUCGCGAGGCCCUACCCUACCUCCAAUACAUCGUCGACCAUUAUAAUGAUCUCCCCGCGAUUAUCAUUUUCCUUCACUCCCACCGCGACGGCUGGCCCGCCGGCUGGCACACCGAUACCAUGGACUACAGCAAUGUAGAUUCCGUGCGCGCGCUGCAGCGCGAAUUCGUUCUGGCCGAGGGUUUCGUCAGUCUGCGCUGUCAAUUGUCGCCGGGCUGCCCCGCGGAGAUGCAGCCUUUCCGCCAGCCUCCAAAGCCAGGUAACACGGGUGAGAAGCAUUACGCCGAGGCUUGGAAAGUGCUGUUUGGCAAUAACGACGUGCCCAAGGAAAUUGGUGCGCCGUGUUGCUCUCAAUUUGCCGUGUCGCGCGAGCAAGUGCUUCAACGCCCGCUCAGCGAUUAUAAGCGCAUGUAUGAUUGGGUGUUGAAUAAUGAUCUUCCCGAUGAGGUGACCUCCAAUAUUAUGGAGUAUUCAUGGCACAUUAUCUUCGGCAAGGAUCCUAUUUUCUGCCCGGAUACUUUCCAGUGCUACGCCGACGUCUACGGCGAGGAGGUCGUCAUCUAA